CGCUGUACACGUCACACAUAGAGCAGAGCCGUUAUAUCACGUUUUUCUCCGUAUGGCUACUUCCUGUCACCCCGUUCCAGCGACCCUCGCCCCUGCCUCGUCGGCGUCUAUUGAGAGAGAGAGGCGGAAGUGAGUUGGUCAGCGGCAAGGCAUGCUGGGAGGUGUAGUCAGGACGCAGCCUACUUUCAUUUGAAGGUAGUACGAGUGGACUACAUGUCCCAGCCUCACCAGGGCCUGUAGAAGAAGGGCCAGGAAGCUCGUAUUGUGUGCGGUGUGUGUCCUCGAAACAGAAUGUCAGAAGGAGACAGUAUCGGUGACUCAGUUCAUGGCAAGCCCUCACUGGUAUAUCGCUUCUUCUCAAGGUUAGGGCAGAUUUACCAGUCGUGGCUAGACAAAUCCACACCUUACGCAGCAGUGCGAUGGCUGAUGACUAUAGGCCUAAGCAUUCUCUACAUGAUAAGGGUUUAUAUACUACAGGGUUGGUAUAUAGUAACGUAUGCCUUGGGUAUCUACCACCUAAAUCUCUUCAUAGCAUUCUUAUCCCCAAAGGUAGACCCAUCCUUAAUGGAAGAUUCAGAUGAGGGUCCGUCAUUACCGACAAAACAAAAUGAAGAAUUCCGUCCAUUUAUUAGACGGCUUCCAGAAUUUAAGUUUUGGCACUCUGCCACUAAAGGAAUCGUCGUUGCCAUGGUGUGCACUUUCUUUGAUGCGUUCAAUGUCCCUGUAUUUUGGCCUAUCCUUGUCAUGUAUUUUAUCAUGCUCUUCUGCAUAACCAUGAAGAGACAAAUAAAGCACAUGAUCAAAUACAGAUACAUCCCCUUCACACACGGGAAACGAAAGUACAAAGGAAAGGAAGAAACCGGCAAGCCAUUCUCCAGUUAAAAGAAACUGUCACCUUCUUUUUGACUUUCUUAUGUAAAAAUUAAACCUACAAAAAAAAAAUGAAAAACAGUUUUGAGCCAUUGUAACAAUGCCUUUUUAUCCACAUAAGCAUCGAUGUUUUUAAACAAUGGCAGUGCACCUUUUCUUUCUAAAGAUGUACUUGCUGUUCAGUUGCACAGAGUGGUAUCUCAGAGUUCUGCUGAGUGUAUGUGCACAGAUCAGUGCUGAAGUGGAAAAGAUGACUCGAUACGCUCAGAUUUUAUAGUGAACCGGUCACUUAGCAGUAGACUGUAACAGAGCCUGUAAAAAAACACAUGUGUAAAGCCUUGGAUAUGAGCGGCCUUUCUCUUCCCGACUGUAUACUGGUUCUGGGGUGGUAAGGCUAAAAGUGAUCUUGUUACAGCUAAAACGAAUAUUAAAAAAAAAAGUCUCCGCAAAAGAUCAGUAAUAUUUACCUGUCAGUUGGGUGGGGAGCCAUACCUAUGUCCUCUUGCAGAGCUGGGUGCAUUGGAUGCCUAAAAACCUGUUUGCCGUGUUUACUCUAGCAAUGUAGGGGCCAUUGGAUGGAACCACACAGCAU
Messenger RNA from Rana temporaria (common frog), 1462 nucleotides. It is a transcript of the gene RER1, whose product is annotated as retention in endoplasmic reticulum sorting receptor 1. Gene Ontology annotation, cellular component: Golgi membrane. Bases 292 to 882 code for a protein of 196 amino acids. NCBI's taxonomy places the organism in Eukaryota, Metazoa, Chordata, Amphibia, Anura, Ranidae. Gene Ontology annotation, biological process: protein retention in ER lumen; retrograde vesicle-mediated transport, Golgi to endoplasmic reticulum. The transcript is spliced from 7 exons. The record is from RefSeq and is a predicted model, not a curated record.